Messenger RNA from Tupaia belangeri chinensis (Chinese tree shrew), 1928 nucleotides. It is a transcript of the gene MVK, whose product is annotated as mevalonate kinase. Gene Ontology annotation, biological process: cholesterol biosynthetic process; isoprenoid biosynthetic process; isopentenyl diphosphate biosynthetic process, mevalonate pathway. The transcript is spliced from 11 exons. Bases 92 to 1279 code for a protein of 395 amino acids. Lineage: Eukaryota; Metazoa; Chordata; Mammalia; Scandentia; Tupaiidae. Gene Ontology annotation, cellular component: cytosol; cytoplasm. Gene Ontology annotation, molecular function: ATP binding; mevalonate kinase activity. The record is from RefSeq and is a predicted model, not a curated record.
UUGAGGCUCGGGCGCUCUCAGGUGGACGAGUCCGGGAGCCGCUAGCGCUCACGCUCCGAGGGGCGGUGACGGCUGCAGGAUUCUAGGAGCCAUGUUGUCAGAAGCGUUGACAGUGUCUGCUCCGGGGAAAGUCAUCCUUCAUGGAGAACAUGCUGUGGUCCAUGGCAAGGUAGCGCUCGCCGUGGCCUUAAACUUACGAACUUUCCUCCGGCUUCAACCCCACAGCAAUGGAAAAGUGUGCCUUAACUUACCAAACAUUGGUGUCAAGCAGACCUGGGAUGUGGCCAGGCUCGAGCAGCUGGACACAAGCUUUUUGGAGCAAGGUGACAUCACAGCACCCACCCUGGAGCAACUGGAGAAACUGAAGGAGGCGACAGGCUUGCCCAAGGACUGUGCUGUCACCGGCCACCUGGCUGUGCUGGCUUUCUUCUAUUUAUACCUGUCCAUCUGCCGGAAGCAGAGACCCCUGCCAAGCCUGGACAUUGUGGUAUGGUCGGAGCUGCCCACCGGGGCCGGCCUGGGCUCCAGUGCUGCCUACUCGGUGUGCCUGGCCGCCGCCCUCCUGACCUUGUGCGAGGAGAUCCCAAACCCGCUGAAGGAGGGGCAUGGUGUCAGGUGGACCAAGGAAGAUUUGGAGUUAAUUAACAAGUGGGCCUUCCAGGGGGAGAGGGUGAUCCAUGGGAACCCCUCUGGCGUGGACAAUGCUGUCAGCACUUGGGGAGGAGCACUCCGCUACCAGCAGGGGAACAUCACAGUCUUGAAGAGGCCACCGGCUCUCCGGAUUCUGCUGACCAACACCAAAGUUCCUCGCAGCACCAAGGCCCUUGUGACCAGCGUCAGAAACAGGUUGAUCAAGUUCCCAGAGAUCGUGGCCCCCCUCCUGACCUCGAUAGACGCCAUCUCCCUGGAGUGUGAGCGCGUGCUACAAGAGAUGGCAGCAGCCCCGACCCCGGAGCAGUACCUCGUGCUAGAAGAGCUCUUCGACAUGAACCAGCACCACCUGAAUGCCCUCGGCGUGGGCCACGCCUCUCUGGAUCGUCUCUGCCAGGUGACUACAGCCCAUGGGCUGCACAGCAAGCUCACCGGUGCGGGCGGCGGCGGCUGUGGCAUCACGCUCCUCAAACCAGAUGUGGAACGGCUGGAGGUGGAGGCCACAAAGCAGGCCCUGAGUGACUGCGGGUUUGACUGCUGGGAAACCAGCAUUGGUGGCCCCGGUGUCUCCAUCCACGCGGCUGCUUCCUUGGACGGCUCCAUCCGCCAAGCCCUGAAUGGCCUCUGACAUGGACCCGUGCUGCCACCGCAGCCCCCUGAGAAACCUCGUCUGGUGACUCUGGGUACUAGAGGGGCCUUCUGUGCUGGGCACGGGCUGCGUCCUACAUCCUCUGUGCUAGCGGGCAGUGGGGCAGGGCAGGAUCCUCUGAGACCGGACUUGAGAUGUGAGGGCGCUUCCCCAUCUUUCCUGACCCUCCCACGGAGGGGCCCCACCUUUCUUGGUAACUUCCUUCGCAGCCGUGGUUGGCGCUUGGGUGCGGGGCUGAUUCCUGAACACCGUGCCUUCUGGUCCCCUCCACUCCUGUACUUCCACCUGUCUCCUGAAACCAGGCCCCUGCUGCCUUCCCACGAAGCCUUCCAGGCCCCUGGCAGGCUGUCCCCCUCCCUCCUGUUCCGUCUUCCAUCUGGUUGGACCACUCAGUACUCUGCAUGGCCUGCCCUUCCCGCCGUGGAGACUGGACUCCCUCGGGUGGUGUCUGUGGUGGUCUCUGCCUUCUGCCCUCUUGCCAGAGGCUCAGCUGGAUGAAGGCAGGGCCAGGGAUCACUUUCCUCCGAUCUGUACCUGAGGGGUUUGCAAGAAAGACGGCAAAGGGGAAUAAAAGAUCAUGAAUAAACAACCUCGCCCCAGUCCAGAAGGGGAGGAUCAGUAGACGCCA